Durusdinium trenchii is the source of this 1834-nucleotide messenger RNA. Lineage: Eukaryota; Dinophyceae; Suessiales; Symbiodiniaceae. The record is from the annotation of a GenBank genome assembly.
AAGACACCGGUGGCGCAGUCGCGUGUCGUUCCGUGUGGAGUAGCGUCCGUUCCGUGCCGAGUGAUAGGAGGGCCCUCGCAGGUGCACUUGGCAUGGCGUCGACAGCCAGCAUGGAGGCGGCCUUCCGUUAUUUGGCAGAGGAGAUUCGGCAAGAGAUGCGCACGGAGAUGAUGAAGGUGGUGGAACGUGCCGCUUCCUCUUGUGCGUCGAUUUGUAUGGAUCGAAUGCAAGCGCUCCGGGCUGAACUGCUGUCGGAGUUUGAGGAAGUUGCCCAGAACAAAGGCACCAGUAACGAAGCUGCCCAGGAGGUGCGACGGCGAACCAGCUUUUACGAGCUCUACUCUGAUGACGUGAGGAUGGGUUCAGAUCAGGAGGAUGAUGGCGAGGACCUUGCCAAGCUCUACGAGCAUUUGGAGAAGUGUGCCCGGCGCCGCAGCAGUGCGCAGCUUGGUUCCGGUGGAUUGGCCCAAGGCUUGUUGAAUCUACCCGGACAGGCUACCGACAUCAAAAGCAAUACCUCUGAAACGUCCGAUGCAGAGGAGCAGAAGGCGCUACCGAGGCACCGGCGCUGGUCGGACUCUGCAGAGGAAGAAUUGGUGGCCCUGGAUGAUUUCCUCAAGGCCAGUCCUCAUGCUCCUUCCCCGCGGCCGAAGGAGGCGGUCAGAGAUCUGGAAGAUCGUGUGGCAUUCCUGGAGUUCUUUCUGUAUCCCGCCGCUGCUCCGAAGACCAAGUCUGCCCUCACAGUAGCACAACGAGUCGAUUUGAUCGAUGGUCAUUUGUGGGGCAACGAGUCGCAGCUCUUCGAGGUCUUGGAGCUGAGCCAGCGAGUGAGGCUGGCCGAGCAGGCGCUCUUGGGGCUGCCCAGAGGUCCCUGAUGCGCGUGUUGAUGGCGCUGCGAUUCCGAUUCUGCGUGGCGAGUCCGGCUGGCGCGGGGUGGAAGAUGAGAGGACCCUCAAACGUGAGCCGACUUGGCCAUUAGAAGGUAAACUGGUGUUGAUUUGCUGAAUGUUUAGACACAUGCAGCCAGGGACUAAGUGGAUAUUUUGGGUUUUGGGCGGUGACUUUCAUCAAGCAGCUCGAUUUCAAAUUUGAUCAACUUGUUUGAGACACCAAGUCUGUGCUAGGUUCUAAAUGGCAAGAGUUGAGUUAAAUCCAGAGAAGAAUGAGGCAUGCGACACACCGCAGAGCUUGCCGUUAUGAAACGAGAUGGGAAGAAUAUCCCAGGCAAGAAACGUGCUCGAUGGUGCUGGUGCCUUGGCCUGUCCGUGAUGUGGACCAGUGUGGGCAUAGUGACUGUAAAGUCUGUAAAUAUACGGUAAAACCUUUGUGAUGACGUCGAAGCAUUUGGGCUGAAAUCACGCUACUAUGAAUUUGCAUGGCCCAUCGCAUCCCAUUGCUCUUUUUAAGGCUAUAAGGCUAGGGCAAUCUGAGCAAUGAGCUGAGCGAUUGAGUCAUGAAUCACCCCAGCAGCCUGAACUUUAAAUCAAGAUAACUACUGCUUUCUGUAGUGAAGCCUACUCCAGCUGGCCAAGACGUGAAAAGGUCGCCAAAGUGCAAACUAUUUCACCUGCGCUGGCCGGAUCAGCAACAUGCAGCCUAUGUGUGAUGCAAAAUGCAGCGGGUCUUCCGUCAUCUCUUCCUUCAGGGCGAUAACCUUCAGCGGAUGUCUGAAGUUUCAGCUAGAACGCAGUCCGCAGCAGAGGGUGUUUUCUUAGGCCUUGCUUAGGCACCCAGGGUUUCGUGCGUGGUGGAGUGCUGGCCCAAGACUUCCAACGAUGCAACGGCAGUUCUAGGCUCUCAUCUGCUGGUGCUGCAGGAUCACCGAGAAGGUCGG